This is a messenger RNA of Bactrocera dorsalis (oriental fruit fly), 4175 nucleotides long. It is a transcript of the gene C15, whose product is annotated as T-cell leukemia homeobox protein 3. Gene Ontology annotation, cellular component: nucleus. Gene Ontology annotation, molecular function: DNA-binding transcription factor activity, RNA polymerase II-specific; RNA polymerase II cis-regulatory region sequence-specific DNA binding. Gene Ontology annotation, biological process: regulation of transcription by RNA polymerase II; animal organ development. Lineage: Eukaryota; Metazoa; Arthropoda; Insecta; Diptera; Tephritidae. The record is from RefSeq and is a predicted model, not a curated record. Bases 1088 to 2032 code for a protein of 314 amino acids. The transcript has 4 exons.
GUGCUGCUGUUAAUGUGUGGGCAAUAAUGUUCACAUUAAAAGGUACUCAUACACAUUUCACGUGUUUGCUGCUGUUGUUGCUAUUCGUAAUAUCACUAUUACCGUAGGUUAGGGCGGAACGCUGAGUAUUUACUUGCUAACGAGCGCGACGCUCGGACAACUACAACACAGCAGGAAGGAAGCCGUAAAACUGGUAUAACGAGCCGCUACUGGUGCCACCAACAGCAAAAGUAAUAGCAACAACAGCGACAACCGCUUUAUUCGCCGGUGCCUGGGGUGAGUUGUGUUGGUCACACACUUGUGUUGCUGGUGGUGGUGGCGACAACGUGUUUAUUAUAGCUGCUGCGCUCUACUCUAUCGGCUGGCGGAGAAUCAAAAAGCGGAACGUUUUAUUAUUAAGCUGCUGCUGCUGCUCUGGUGCGGUUGCAAUAAUCGAGACUCGCGUGCGUUCGCACAAAACCACUUCAUAACUGUUUGGCUACACGUUCAAGUUAAUUUGCGCGCUGUUCGCUUUUCGCUGCUCGCCUACUCAACUCGUAAUAACGGUUUAAGAACAUAUGCACACACACAUUAUCAAGUUCGCAUAAGCGCAUGUGUGUGUGUGUAUGUAGUUGUGCGUAGUCCGCGACAUAUUUGUGCAAUUGGCGUUGACAGCUCUUUUUGUCAGCGCAAGCGUUUGACACCAAACACAUUCGCGACUCAUACACGCUCGGCGAGUGGCACGGCAAUUGGCCAUUCGACAAAUCGGCUUACGUUCAAAAGCGUUUAAGCGCUUGCUCUGACGCGUUCCGUUGAAAGUUGUGAAGUUGCGCCCAAAUUAAGUGGCAAUUUUGUGAAAAGACAAAAAACAAAUAAAAGUGUGUGUGCAAAAUAACAGAAAAUAAUAAAACUACUUACUUAAAAAGUAUACGAAAAGCCGUUAACUGUUCUAAAAACCUUUGAUAAUUAGUUGAAACAACUCUCUUUUGAAUUAAAAAUACUUUUCUUAAAGUAAUACGCGUUUUAUCAACUUCUUCAGUAUAAAUAAUAAGUGCAGUGAUUUGUGUUUCCGUGAGUUUACACUAAAUUGGCGCCACAACACCUCACCAUGUCAUCAACACACGAGCAUGAGGAUGAGGAGCGUGACGAUGUGGAGGAUGAACAGGAGAUUCACGUUGAUGUGGAUUCGGAUUCACGUAUUUCCUGUGGCAGCGGCUCCGAUGUGGAUAUGGAAGGCGGCAGUUGCUAUGAUGAAAUGGAAACGCCGCUAAGUGAAUCCGUGCAGUCGGAGCAAACGCGCUCAUCGUCAAGUGAGAACUUACCCUUUAGCAUAUCACGCCUGCUGUCGAAGCCCUUCGAAAACAACAACAAACAAAGUCCUGAAAAAGACAUACAGAGUGAACAUGACUUAGCUGCGUACAAGUUGGCCACAAGCAUAGCAACAUCGACGUAUGGCGGCGCCACCGCACUCUAUACAUAUCCGCAUCUAUACCCCACCGCAGCUGCGGCGGCCGCUGCAGGACAUGUACUGCGCGUACCGCCGCAACGCACACCGUUAACCUGGGCGCUACCGCCGUUGCACCACGCCGCUUUGGCACAUCAAGCGGUCAAGGACAGAUUGGCAGCUGCCUUUCCCAUCACCCGUCGCAUCGGCCAUCCAUAUCAAAAUCGCACACCACCAAAGCGGAAAAAGCCCCGCACAUCCUUUACACGCAUACAAGUCGCUGAAUUAGAGAAACGUUUCCACAAGCAAAAAUAUUUAGCGUCCGCCGAGCGAGCGGCACUGGCGCGCGGUCUUAAGAUGACCGAUGCACAAGUGAAGACUUGGUUCCAGAAUCGGCGCACGAAAUGGAGACGUCAAACGGCUGAAGAGCGCGAAGCUGAACGUCAAGCGGCAAAUCGUCUGAUGUUAUCCCUGCAGGCAGAAGCAAUUAGCAAAGGAUUUGCGCCACCACCAGCCGCGCAACUGUCCUCACAAGCGGUUAACGGUGCUCCAUUGGCGGCACUGCACGGACUUCAGCCCUGGGCUGAGACACACGCGGCUGGUUGCUAAUCCUCCCCACACUAAGGACAAGCCGGAACCAGAACCGUAUUGGUGCACCAAAUAUCUAAGUGCAGUAAAGUUCAUUUGUGAUAUGCUUUGUAUAUAUAGGAAAAUCUACUACACUUACACAUACAUACAUACAUACUAAAUAUUAUUAUAAUAAAUACAAGCAAGACGGAAUUAAUCUCAACAAAAAUUAAGUAUUAGCUAUACUGUUUAAUUUAUAAGCGUAAAGAGAACAAAAACAACUUAAUUACUCUGCAAACUAAAAUAAGACUAAGCCGAACUUAAGUUGUCACAGAGGAAUUCUGAAAAAAAAAAAUUGAAAGUGUAAUAACAUUUUUGCAUUGUAGAUGUACUAUCUGAAACUUUUUUAUUUAUUGUCAGGUAAAGUUAUAGUGGUUUCGAAAAAAGUAUAUAAAUUAUUUAAAAUGAAGUAAUGAAGUCUUUGCAUAUAUAAUUUCCUUUGUGACAAUUUGCUUUUAAACUAAAAAAAGGCUUCAAUUAAAGUUCAAUUUUAAAAUAAAUAAGUAGUAUUAAUAUGUAGUAAAAAAGCAAUUAAAAUAGGCUGAGUAAUAGUAAUGUAUAUAUAGUAAGCUACUGACAUUCGUUUUUUAGAAUUUUUUUCUAAUAAGUUAUAUAAGCAAUUAUGGCAUAUGACUGGUUAUUGCGAAAAUAUCAGAACAAAAUAAGGUGAUGAGGCACUUUCAUACAAAUUUUUUUACUAAGGCAUCAAAGCGCAUUUUAAAAGCACAAUUCUUCAGUUGGAAACUAGAUUCAAGGCUAAUUACACUGAUUAACAAAAAAUGUAGUUUUCAAGUAUUUUAAUACAAAUCUUUAAUACCUCAUUCAACCUAAGGAUGCUCAUCCCUGAAGUCAUUCAAUUUUGUUUUUCUUUUCGGUUCCGGCUCAUUGUUGGAGCGACGUUCUCCAGAUUGUUUCAACGCCCAAUUAGAAGUUAUGAAUACAAUAAUCCGUCUUACCACCAGGAAUGAUGAAUGUCGGAUCUCCCGCAUCUCCUUUGUAACCUCUACUCGAUGAAAAGAUUCAGGUAUUUUAGUAGGAGUUCACUAUUCAUAUCCAAAACAUUAACCAAAAUCUAUUAACCAAAUCUAUUAUCAUAAGAGAUAUUGAUAGCCUCUGCUAUCUCUACAAACCUAACGUUAUGAUAUUUAAACUCUGUUUCCUUAAAUUGUUGAAUGUUAUCUUCAUCACCAGUGGUGGAUCACACAAAUGCUUAACUAGGCAAAGUUGUAAGUAAUAUGCACUCCUAUUAAGGAAGUAUUCCAUUCUCUAAUCCUUCCUGGUUUUCACUUUACGUAAGUACUACUAUGAUCAAAAAGUGUGGUGAAAUUUUCAUUUAAAACUCCCGGCCAACGCGUAAGGACAAACCAUCAAACUAUAUCGACGAAAACCACGUCAAAAAAAUCAAAUAUUUGCUGCUUGAAAAUCGUCAAUUGAUAAUUAGAGACUUUGCUGAUAGUAUUGUAAUAUCUCAGCUCAAACCAUUUGAAGAACGUUUUGUGUCUCAAACGGGUCAAGUCUCGAUGGUGGUCUUCGCGACUAUUUUAUCAAAAAUUCGACUCAUAUCGUUCCACAACCACCGCAUACGUCUAACUUGGUUUCGUGUUACUUCUGGCGAUUCAGCGAACUCAAAAGGUGCAACAUAACUGAGCGAAGUUUACCUGAGACCCAAUCAUUCAGCAAUAGUUCCCAAGAGUAUAAAUCAACUCUGUCACAUAUGCUUUAUUGCAGACUUUUUAAUUUAAAAUAAACUUCCAGGCAUUUUGUAAAAUUCUCGCUUUAACUGAACUCUUUUAAAGCGAAUUUUUGCAAACAGAAUAAUCACAAUAACCGUCGGUAUGUUAUAAGCGCUUUAAUACCUUUAGAAAAAACAUAGAUUACAGCUUUUUUAACACUUGCGUUUACGUAGGCAUAAAAAACGACGAGAGAAACAAGAACACAAUCACUACAUAAAUCGCUAGCGAACCUCUUUCCCAAUUCAACAAAGCUUAGAAUAUUAUAAUUAGUUUAGAUUAACUUUAAAUAAAACCACAAGAAAUCGUGUAUAAAAAAACAGUAAUAAUAAAACACGACGCAUUAUUUAAAAUAAUAAAUGUACAAACUUAUGUAAAUAUCUGAUAAAAGAAAU